Rotaria socialis is the source of this 513-nucleotide messenger RNA. The record is from the annotation of a GenBank genome assembly. Lineage: Eukaryota; Metazoa; Rotifera; Eurotatoria; Philodinida; Philodinidae.
AUGUCUUCUUUUCUUGAAGCGAUACCCAAUAUCCCUGCUAAUGCCAAAUGGAUACAGAAUGGUGUAACUGUUGCUGGAGGCAACUGGGCAGGCAAUGUGGCGAAUCAACUCUACUACCCACAUGGUCUCUUUGUAGAUGGUGAUCAAACAGUUAUCAUUGCUGAUAACGAGAAUCAUCGUAUCAUCCAAUGGAAGAAAGAUGACACGACGCAUGGGCAAAUCGUUGCUGGUGGCAAUGGCCAAGAAAAUCAAUUGAAUCAGCUAGCUUGGCCUACAGAUGUAUUGGUCGACAAAGAGUCGGAUAGUCUCAUUAUUUGUGAUUACGGGAAUUGCCGGGUUGUGCGGUGGCUUCGUCGUAGUGAUACAACACAAGGAGAAAUACUCAUCGAAAACGUUAAGUGUUAUGGAUUGGCUAUGGAUGAUCAGAAAUAUCUCUACGUCUCUGAUGCUGCAAAACAUGAAGUAAGACGAUAUCCAUUGGGAAUAAACAAUGGGCACUCGUGUUGCUGGUAG